Molecule: messenger RNA, 1119 nt
Organism: Cyclocybe aegerita
Lineage: Eukaryota; Fungi; Basidiomycota; Agaricomycetes; Agaricales; Hemipholiotaceae
Source: the annotation of a GenBank genome assembly
AUGAAGUAUUUUUCUCUACUCCCUGCCUUUGCGUGUGUGGCCAGGGUCACCGCGUUUCCUUCCUAUGCUUCGUUGGCUGGUCUCAGCAAUCGUGAAUUGGAAUCUAUCCUUCCAACGCUCGAGUAUCGAAAGCCAGCACUACCUCCUGGUCCUCUGAAGGACACCUCGGCGAAAUUGGUCAAUGAUAAGGCUCACCCGUGGAAACCGCUUCGACGAGGUGACAUCCGUGGGCCGUGUCCAGGUCUUAAUGCACUGGCAUCUCAUGGUUAUCUCCCAAGAAAUGGAAUUGCAACACCGGUGCAAAUUAUCAACACGAUUCAGGAAGUAUUCAACAUGGAGAAUUCACUUGCUAUCUUCCUGACGUAUGCGGCACACCUUGUGGACGGCAACCUCAUCACCGACCUGCUGAGCAUUGGACGCAAGACGCCGCUCACGGGUCGCGAUCCUCCACCUAUCGUUGGUGGACUUAAUACUCAUGCGGUCUUUGAAGGCGACGCUAGCAUGACAAGAGGCGACGAUUUCUUCGGCAACAAUCAUAAUUUUAAUGCAACGCUCUUCGACCAGUUCGUUGAUUUUAACAACCGAUUUGGAGGAGGGAAGUAUAAUCUUACGGUCGCAGCAGAGCUCCGAUUCAAGCGUAUUCAAGACUCGAUUGCUACCAACCCGCGUUUCUCCUUUGUCUCGCCUCGAUAUUUCACCGCCUAUGCCGAGUCUGUCUUCCCCAUCAACUUUUUCGUCGAUGGCCGCAGGAACGAUGGUCAAUUGGAUAUGGACGCCGCACAGGGAUUUUUCCAAUUCAGCCGUAUGCCUAAGGAUUUCUUCCGCCCAAACGGAACGAGAAGCACGGAAGGGAUUAACCAGGUCUUCCUAGCUCAUCCUGUGCAGCCUGGAGGAAACGUCGGCAAAGUCAACAGCUACACCCUCGAUCCCACAUCGGCAGACUUUUCCACCUUCUGCUUGUUGUACGAGAACGUCGUCAACAAAACGAUCAAGGGGCUCUACCCGAAUCCAACGGGAAAGCUUCGCCAGGCACUUAAUACCAACCUCAAUUUCCUCUUCCAAGGGUUGGAGGGUUUAAAUUUCGGAUGUGAGCAGGUAUUCCCCUACGGGCAAGACUGA